This is a messenger RNA of Aspergillus pseudonomiae, 663 nucleotides long. RefSeq lists its product as uncharacterized. The transcript is spliced from 3 exons. Bases 192 to 458 code for a protein of 88 amino acids. The record is from RefSeq and is a predicted model, not a curated record. NCBI's taxonomy places the organism in Eukaryota, Fungi, Ascomycota, Eurotiomycetes, Eurotiales, Aspergillaceae.
GUCUUGGAAUGCAACGUGAUCAGCUGAUGAAUUAGGGCAUAUGACACCCAAUCCCAGCAGCAGAUGACAUCCGCACCUGAUUCUAACAUAUACGUAUAAAGCAGCCCUACUAUCUUCGAGCUAGAAAGUAGAUUGAAUUAACGUCUUUGUGUCUCCGUUAUCCGGAACCGACUGAGAUCCUACCAUCCACCAUGAACUUAAAGUCUAUCACCACGAUGCUCCUCACCGUCGUCGGUGUCGCGAGUGCCGUGCAACAUCAAUACACUUCGUUACGAACGACAUCAAAGGAGGGUCAUAAAAUCCCAGCCUUGAAGUCGGAGCAGAGUGUUCUAGGGCUCGGGACCGAUGAGAGCCGCUGCUACACAUGCUCCUCCCCUUGUUCACACGCGGUGUGUUGUCAUGGACGGUUUCCUCAGUGCUGCACAGAUGGGGUGUAUUGUUACUGCUGUGAUGACUGAUUGAUGCACUCGGUUGCACAUGGUAUAAUAUUAUACAAGAAUAAUCAUCAUUAGUUGCACAUCGAUAUAAUAUCGUCGGGGAUGAACGGCUUCAGGAUGUUGAUCAACGCAGCCAACGGGAUCCAAUCCAGGGUACCAUGGAUGGUCUCAAUCGCAGAUCCACUGUACAGAACUCUAGCGUAGAAUUCCGACUCGGAGGUUUCCC